Cucurbita maxima (winter squash) is the source of this 1587-nucleotide messenger RNA. Its product is annotated as RHOMBOID-like protein 1. Gene Ontology annotation, molecular function: serine-type endopeptidase activity. Gene Ontology annotation, cellular component: membrane. The record is from RefSeq and is a predicted model, not a curated record. Gene Ontology annotation, biological process: proteolysis. Bases 225 to 1382 code for a protein of 385 amino acids. The transcript has 6 exons. NCBI's taxonomy places the organism in Eukaryota, Viridiplantae, Streptophyta, Magnoliopsida, Cucurbitales, Cucurbitaceae.
UUCGCGUUAAUAAGGCCAAAAAUGUUCGUGAAAAGAGAUUGAUUUCGACGCUUUCGGCUUCCUAUUCCCUCCAAAUCAAGCCACUAUAAAUCUGAAAACCCACCAUUCCCCUCAAAUUUCUUGUUCUUAAUUUCAAAUCCCAUUGGUUCCAUCGAUUCUUCAAUUUCCCCCAAAAUGGGUUUCCUCCAUCUCUAGAAUUUGAUCUUUCUAAUCAAACCUUGUAAAUGGCGAGGGAUAAACCCGCCGCCAACAUCGAAAUCAAGGUCCAUUCCCGUCAUGGAGAUCCGGCGGUAGAACCUUCUGCGGCGGCCGCCAGAUCACGACCGUCGAGGACUCCCUCGACCGGAUUCGGCCAGUUCCGGCCGUUUAAGAAGUGGAUUCCAUGGCUGGUGCCGGUGUUUGUCGUUGUCAAUUCCGUUCUGUUUUCGAUUACUAUGUACGUUAACGAUUGCCCUAAAAACUCUGCCUCUUGCAUUGGUACGUUUCUGGGCAGGUUCUCGUUUCAGCCCUUUAAAGAGAAUCCCCUUCUUGGCCCUUCUCCUUCAACAUUAGAAAAGAUGGGUGCUCUGGAAGUUGAUAAAGUGGUUUAUGGGCACCAGCCAUGGAGAUUGAUCUCUUGUUUAUGGCUACAUGCAGGGGUGUUCCAUAUACUUGCUAACAUGCUGAGUCUUCUUUGCAUUGGAAUUCGGCUCGAGCAAGAAUUCGGUUUCGUUCGAAUUGGGAUGCUGUAUAUUGCAUCCGGGUUUGGUGGCAGUUUGCUGUCGGCUCUGUUUAUUCAGUCGGGUAUCUCCGUAGGUGCUUCAGGCGCUCUUUUUGGUCUCCUAGGAGGCAUGUUGUCGGAGCUUCUUACGAAUUGGACGAUAUAUGAAAAUAAGCUUGCAGCCUUGUUGACUCUCGUUUUCAUCAUCGUAAUCAAUUUGGCCAUGGGCGUGCUUCCUCAUGUCGAUAAUUUUGCUCAUAUUGGAGGAUUUAUCUCAGGUUUUUUUCUUGGGUUCGUGUUUUUGGUUCGUCCUCAGUUUGGAUGGGUUAGCCAACGAAAUGAACCUCGUCGACAUAGCUCAACUUCGAAAGCUAAAUAUAAGCCAUAUCAGUAUGUGCUAUGGAUUGCAUCUUUCUUGUUACUGAUUGCUGGGUUCGCGGUUGGUUUGGUCUUUCUCUUUAGAGGGGAAAAUUUGAAUGAUCGGUGUUCGUGGUGCCAUUAUUUGAGCUGCAUUCCGACGUCGAAAUGGAGCUGCAACUCGCAGAAAUUCUCUUGUGAGACGAGUCAGUUGGGGAAUCAGCUGAACAUGACGUGCCUAAGCAACGGACGAAGUGGCUCGUAUUCGUUAGCCAACAGUACAUCGUCUGAGGCACAGCAGAUAUGUACUCAGCUCUGCAGUUGACUUAGGUAAGAUAUAAAGCUUUAUACAGAGAAAAAUGUGUGGAGACUUGAUAGAGCUCUUCCUAUCGUAGUUUUAUGACCAAAGUGUAUAUGACACAUUUAAUCCUGUCUUCAUUCAAACAACUAGUCUUUUAUUGUUUAUAUUAAGUCGAGUAUGAACGUGUUUUUUACUCCAUUUGAUAACCAUUUGAUUUUUAGUUGUUUUA